Messenger RNA from Phalacrocorax carbo (great cormorant), 1076 nucleotides. The record is from RefSeq and is a predicted model, not a curated record. Lineage: Eukaryota; Metazoa; Chordata; Aves; Suliformes; Phalacrocoracidae.
GGCGGGGCGGCUGCGGGAAGGAAACCGGAGCGGCUGCGCGGCGGGCCUUGCCGGAAGGGAGGUGGCGGUCAGCGCCGGCGGCUGAGGCGAGGCGGGGGUCGCGCCGCGGACCGGGGCAGCAGCAAAAAUGCUGCCAACCACCUCAGUUAAUUCUCGGAGCCAGGGCAAUGGCGCGCUGAGCCCCAGAGAUGCUGCGAGGCACACAGCCGGAGCAAAACGCUACAAGUACCUGCGGAGGCUCUUCCACUUCCGACAGAUGGACUUUGAGUUUGCUCUUUGGCAGAUGCUUUACCUGUUUACUUCGCCACAGAGGGUUUAUAGGAACUUUCACUACAGAAAACAGACAAAGGACCAAUGGGCAAGAGAUGAUCCUGCUUUCUUAGUACUUCUCAGUAUCUGGCUCUGUGUGUCUACUGUAGGAUUUGGAUUUGUGCUGGACAUGGGGUUUUUUGAAACAAUAAAGCUGCUGCUUUGGGUUGUCUUCAUAGACUGCGUAGGCGUUGGCCUCCUGAUUGCAACUCUAAUGUGGUUCAUUUCUAAUAAGUACUUGGUGAAGCAGCAGAACAGGGACUAUGAUGUGGAGUGGGGCUACGCCUUUGAUGUUCAUCUGAAUGCCUUCUAUCCGCUUCUGGUCAUCUUGCAUUUUAUCCAGCUGUUUUUCAUCAACUAUGUCAUCAUAUCUGAUUCUGUCAUUGGGUAUUUUGUUGGGAAUACAUUAUGGCUGAUUGCGAUCGGCUAUUACAUCUACGUGACAUUCCUCGGAUACAGUGCAUUGCCGUUUUUGAAGAACACAGCUAUUCUUUUGUAUCCAUUUGCACUCCUCACCAUGCUCUAUUUGAUCUCAUUAGCAUGUGGAUGGAACUUUACCAAGAUGCUUUGUUCCUUUUAUAAAUACAGAGUGAAAUAAAACCAGGACUUCGUGUAUCUACUGUUUAUUUUGUUUCUAUCUUAGCUGUCUUGACAGUAAAGAAAAAAGUGAAGAACAUUUUGUAAAUGGUUGUAAAUUUAUCUUUAUUGUAGAUAACUGUAAAAAAGUUUGAAGUGUCCUUUUUUAUUAAAAUAUUUACAACAGUAAA